Diorhabda sublineata is the source of this 5049-nucleotide messenger RNA. RefSeq lists its product as uncharacterized. The transcript is spliced from 5 exons. Bases 185 to 1138 code for a protein of 317 amino acids. The record is from RefSeq and is a predicted model, not a curated record. NCBI's taxonomy places the organism in Eukaryota, Metazoa, Arthropoda, Insecta, Coleoptera, Chrysomelidae.
AGCCCCGACUAAACGUGCUAAGAUAAUACGCAAUUCGUUACCGUGGUAACGGUUUACGUAGAUAUCUCUGUAAAUGUGACGUUGACGUGUAUGUGACAGUCGUGGUAGUGUUUUUGUUUGUGUGUAUUGCCAUGGAUACCUGAGAAUUAUCGAAAUCAACUGGGUUUGGAUUUUUUCAUUUAUAAUGGAUGAGGUACCAUCCUCGGUAUCAACAAAAGUAAUAAACGCCACAGACCAGAGUAAUGAGGUAUGGUCCGAUAUCCUAGAAGACGAUUCACCAAUACCGCUCGACGCAAGCGAAGGAGGUUUCUUUUCCGGAAACUUUGUACCGCCGCCACCAAGACCUCUUUUCCUAGAUGAAACUGCUACCCCCGAUGGACUUACAACGUGUGAUCUCUGUUCGUGGUCAUUCCAGUAUCAAGGUGGGGGUUUCAAUGUAGAUGCUUCUAAAGAAACUCCGGAACUUGGAUGGGUUCUAACAUUAAUAAUAGUAUCUUUAAUAUCUGCACUAAUAGGAGCUAUAGUUAUGAUAGUAGUUCUACAUUGUAAGCGAUUGAAGACGACGCCUGUGGACGAAAGUGAACGAGGUGUAGCUUUAAAUCAUAGGAUGGUAGCUCAACGGCCACCUAUAAAUAUUCCGGAUGAUAAAGAAAUAAGUACAAUCACUUCCACGACAUUUCCAAAUCUACCUAACAUUCAGAAUUCGAAUAAUGGAGUAUGGUCGUGGUUAUCAAGACGAAAUGUUAGUUCUCCGUCUCCAUUAAACACCCCUCCAACGUUACCUGCGGAAAAUCAUUACACACACAUGGAAGAUGGUUACAACAGUGUUGGUGAAGGUCUUUACGCCGAACUGGAUAGAGAGAGCGCAUCGGAAGAUAACGACAGGGAUAGCAACAGUCCUGCUUAUCAAAAUUCGGCUUACACGGAUCCUGACGCUCCAGCUUCUAGUGCUCCAAGUAGUGCUUACUACUCUGAUCUCUCAACAACUACAGUUCCAGAGAGAGCUUACGAAAUAGUGGGAUUGGUGACUAUGCCUCCUUGGGACAAUAACACGGGUGGUUGUGAACAGAGAAGGCCAGGACAAAGAUUAGCAGCUAUUAGUGAGAGUAGUGCCAGCGUACCCUCGGAUUACGUCUGACAUGUACUAAAACUUUUAAUUUUAGACAAAUUGAACAAAAUGUCAAACAAAUGUAGACUGUUUAGUAUAACUUUCUCAAAUCUUGUAUUGCAAAACUUUUAACUGUGAUGACAGGAAUAUAUUUCAUUUUUAUACAAAUUGAGUCAUGUGAAAUUGAAUAACAAAAUUACAGUUUUUAUUUUAAUCGCAACCUAUUCAACUCACUAUGUAUAUAAAAGAAAUAUAAGUGUCCCGAAUGUAAAUAUUUCUAUAAUACUAUCUUGUACUUAAAAUGUAUUGUAAUAUAAAAAAAGAAUUUAUAAAAAAAAUUAAUCAAAGAUUAUUCGUAUCACAUUGGUAAAGAAAUAAUAUUUUUUCCAAAUUUUAAGUAGGUACACCAAAUAAUAUUGUUUACCAUUAAUAUUGACGAGGUAGUACAACCAGUUAAGAUUAGAAACAUUAUUUAUUAUUGUUUUUUUUAUUUAACAUAAAGCGAGGUUAGAAUUAUUUUGUUCUAUCAGCACUUUUUUUAUAUUUUCACUUAUUUUAGUCAAUGAUGUUCCAUCUACUUACAAGGCAUCUUUUUGAGAUACAUAAUGCAUUUUUGAAUUGUUUACAUAAAUAGAUUUAUUAUAAUGCUGUAUCUGCUUCGGAAAUUGCCGGAAUUGUGCAAAUAGAACAUAAUAGAUUUGCAUAUAUCAGUUUAAGGCGUAAUACAAAAGAGAAUUUUUGUGGAAGAAAAUUUGAUCGCCAAUGUACAGACGAAACCACAACAGUUAUUUAUAUUAAUGUGAAGAAUGUACUCAUUUGCUCUUUCACAAUCUAAUUUUGUUUUUUUUUUCUUCCAAAGAAUUGAAUGCCUACAAUUUAACAGCUCAUUGUAUUGUUCUAUAUAGUUAGAAGAUAUACAUGAGCAAAAGGGCAUAAGUAUCGCUUCUGCCUUGAUUGCCCUCCUUAAAAGGUUUUGGAUUGUCAUUUCAAGUAUUGAAAAAUAGUACUUUGGUCGUACACUUGUGUUCUGCAGAACGAAAACUUCAGAUAUAUCAUCCGCCUUAAAGGACUCUAUGGAAGAAUUUAUACAAAUCAAAAAAAUAACACAAAAAUUAUCAGAGCCAGAGCACAAUCAAAUUCACAAAUACAAAUAGAAAAUUAAAUUAAAAAAUGCCUAAAGGGUGUAGAUUACUAAGUUUUUUUCACCUGAAUAUUUUAGUUAGUAACAACUCUCUCUAAAUCCGUUAUAGGUCUCUAUCCAUUUUUCUAACUCGGAUAUGACACAUCCGAACUAAUCACUUCUAAUUCCAAUAUCUUCAUCGGGUGUUCCAUAAAAUUCCAUCCUUUCUAUACGCUUAAUUCCAUCGUCUACUCAAGUUUUUCUUGUUCAGCUAUGGAUAACUUACAGAGUGAUUCGUAAUGUUCAGCAAAGGUAAUAAAAUCUUGGUCUGGUCUUAUUCGUGUGAACAUUUUUUUUAAUUUUAUAUAUCAUAAAAUGAAAUUCGUCGAUAAAAUUUAUCACCCUAUGCUAUAGCGUACUGGUAAAUCCACCACUGCAAGUAGUUUUAUUGUAGGUACCUACUUGACAAUUAUUUUUUGAAUUUUUGAAUAAAAUACCCUGGUAAGUAAUUUAUGUUAUAUCCACAGACUUAAUAACACAAGAGACCAAAUUGUUUACAUUUCCAAAGUGAACCAAUCAGUAACCCCUCCUCUUUCUAUACCACAACACAGUGUAGCCAAUUUACAAGCAGUAUAAGUUUAUGGAGAAAAAAUAAAAUAAAACGGGAACUAUUUAGUAUAAUGUGCAAUUAACUAAUUGAAAGUAGUUAUUUAAAUUAAUUUUAAUAUAAAAUUUUUUAAUAAUAAAAUCAAACUGUUCCUUAUAAAAUAAAAAUUUCAUCUAUUCAUUAUUCAUAUGAGAUUUCUCAUACGACUUUACAGCGUACUAAAUGCAAGUGUUUUGACCUCCAAAUUUCUGCAAAAUGUCAAUUUCUUGAUUUUGAGAUACGCGGUGGUUAAUAUUUGAAAGAAAAAUUGAUUUAAAAACGAUUAGAAGUGCAUUAAAAAAUACAUACAAAAUACUAACGUUAAAUGUGAUAAAUAUAAAACUAAAAUAUUGUUCAUGAUAUUUGAAAAAAUAGUCAAAGAGCAAAUGAACAUAGUCAUACUAUAAAGUUAAUUUGAGAGACUUUUCGUCGUUUAUAAGUUUUGAUAUCCAUAAUAUCUGUGCUUAUCUGUGGAAAAUAAUGAUAUAUCUGUUCAAUUUAUGAACUCCAUUCAAUUAUUUGGUUCGUGGUUCUGUGGUUUGUGGUAAAGUGGAUCAUUUACUUCCAGAUUUAACAUUUCACAGGCAAAUGGUUUUAUGUUCCUUGUGUUAUUAGGUCUGAGGUUAUAUCUUAACAUUGAACUUAAAAUUAUUCAACAAUACAAAUAUAUCUUUUUAAACUAUUACACAGUUCAAUUUUGUUGUUUUCCGUUUACCAUGUAGAAGUUUUAUUGAUACGAGUGAUCCCAUUAUUAUAUGUACAUAUUGUAAGAUAUAUUUUAUUUAUAAUUAUUUCAACAUUCCAAAAUUUUUGUAUAUGUGCAGUCACUUUGAUACGCACUGACAAACCACACGACUGGAGUACCUGAUACAAGAACUUGCAUUUAGGUACUAUAAAUGUUUAUUGUUCAUUUUAAUUAUCUAUAACAUUUUUAAAAAAUACGAAUUCCUACUGAAUAAUAUAAAAUGCACAUGUUUUCUUUAGCAAAUAUACAAUGAAUCAAUCUUCAAGUCUAAUCAUUAAUUAUGUAUCCAAUUAUUUGUUUUAUAAUACAGUUUACAACAGUGUAAACUGUAAUUAAAAAUCGUUCAAAUGCGCGAUAAGAUCAAUCAAAGCGGAAUAAUAUCAAGAAAAAUUUUUUUCAGCAUAUAAGAAGAGAAGAUUUUUAUUAUUUGUGAAUUUUUUAAAAACUACUAAGUAAUUAUACAUUAAUAUAGAAAUUUGAGAAUGUUAAGGUACAUUUUGAACACUUUUAAGAAUAUAAUUCCUUUGAUGUUUUUUAGAGAACAUCACUGUACCCUAUUCGCCACUAAACUGAAAAACUGAUUAAAUAAACGACUCCUGGACAUUAUUAUUCUAGUUUAAACGAGCUAUCGUGAAGUUUUAAAAGCUUUAUUUUAAUUUUUCAGCAGUUUCAACUUUUCAACUCAGCUAUUGUACUUGCCUAACACAUACAUGAUUAUACAAGAUUCUCUUUGAAACUUCAUGGUUUAAAUUUAAUUAACUAACACUUUCUCAUGCGCUAUACUAAUUGACCUUGACCAGAGUUGAUCAUUUUUUAAACCAACAAAAAAUAAUAGUAGGCUGAAACCCAUUGGAAAAGAGAAAAUUACAAUGAAAAUAAAAGGAAAAAUAAUUAAAGGGCGAUAUGAUAUCGGGAAAGGGAAGGGGUGAAUUUUUUUACAAAAAUCAAGUUUUUUGAAAUAUUGUCCAUGUGAUUUUGUCAUUGUAAUCAUUGUUGGCCAGCAAUUCAGAUGUGAAGCGAAACAUGAAACUUUCUAAAACCUGACAUUUUUUUGAUCUAUAUCACCUUAUCACGUAGUUUACGAAAAUGUUAUUUGUUGCGACAAAAAUGACAAAAUUCCGAUAUUUCUAUGAUCAUAUACAUUCGAAAUAAAAUUAAUUUUCCAUUUUUUGAGCAAAACAGGUGAAUUUGAAAAUCCAUAAGUCUACCAAUUGUUAAAAUUAAAAUGUGUGGUUACAGUUCAAUAAAUCCAUUUCGUCAUAAAAAAUAAUGUUUUCAUGAACCACCUAAAUAAAGGCAGUAUAAUCGUAGAGAAAAUGGUUUUUGAAAAAUUUUAUUCAGUUUCAAGUUUCACCUCACUUCGAAAUUGCUAAAUUGUCCAUAUAUAAAAAUAUCUAUUAUAAAUGUCAAUUUGUGAAUAAAGAAUUUAU